CGGAAAAUAAGCUUGUAUGUUUACAGGCGUGAGGCGAUGGUAUAGCUUGCUGUCGGAGAUGAACAAAGUCACGAGCCGAUAAAUGGUUAUAAAUUGAAGUAAUUCAGUUGUAAAAGAUAACAAAACAAAUACCCAUCUGACUUCUCGUUUUCUGCAACAUAAAUUGUUGCUUAGCAACAAGCUGAAACAGUUUAAACAAGAAUUCCGUUGGCUGAAGACAGAAGCAGUACUGGUAUUACAGAAGUAUUAUUUCCCACGAUGCCCAAUAUACUUCGGGUAAAGUGUGCUGUUGUCGGUGAUUCGACUGUCGGUAAAACUGCUUUAAUGCAAAUGUUGUUGUCAGAGGGUAGACAGUUUCCGAAAAGUUAUACAAUGACUUUAGGAGCUGAUUUGUUUGUGAAGCAGAUUCCAAUCCAGGAUACGGACGAUGUGGUUGAACUAUACCUGUACGAUUCAUCAGGAUUGGAAAUCUACGAAGAUCUCCUACCAAAAUAUUGGAAUGAACCAAACAUGAUGAUGGUUCUUUAUGAUGUUACAUCGGAAUCAUCAUUCCAGGCUGCAAGUCAAUGGACAACACUGGUUCGGAAUUUCAUACCUAAAAAGUUUGCAGAUGUAGCACCUGGGAUCUUGUUUGCAAAUAAAGUUGAUCUUGUUGAAAGAAGAACUAUUAAUGAACAAAUGGGAACUGAAACAGCUGAAAAAUUUGGUCUUCAUUAUUUAGAAGGAUCUGCUAAGCAGAACCUAGGUGUGAAGGAACCAUUUUCUCUGCUGGCUCAAGAAUGGUUUGGAAUAGUUCACAGAACACCAAGAAACUUUGGUGUUUCCUAAUGGAACUUGAUUGUAUAUUUCAUAAAAUACCUUAAAAACUUGAGUGUGCUUCUUUGUUUACUUAUACAAUAUAAAAUUUUGAUUACAUUCUCCAACCACUUCACUAUAUUUACAAAAGCAAUUUAUCUGGUUAGUCUUCUGAUAUUUUAUACAGGUAGUAAUAUGUAAUUUGUGUGAUGAUAUUACAUGUCUGUUUGGUUACUAUGGACUUGCUGUCACAGAGUAUCUUCUAGUCAUAAAAAUUGAUGUAUUUUAUUAUAUAGCUGCUUUAGAUAUCCAUUUACAAAACUCCAGUCUUUAGCUUCAUAUAAUAACUAAAUACACUCUGAAAUAAAAAAAAUUCACUCAUUGAAAAGUAAAGGAUCUUCAGGUAUAGAUAACAUCUCUAAUAAACUGUUGAAAUCCUGCAGUAAUGAUGUAAGUGUAGUACUUGCUCACAUUUGCAACACAUCUCUGUAUGAAGGAGGUUGUUCCAGAGAGAAUGAAAUAUGCCAUUGUGAGACCUCUUUUCAAGUCUGGCGAUGCUACAGAUGUAAAAAAUUAUCGUCCUGUCUCUCUCUUAACAACAUUUUCAAAGGUUCUUGAAAAGGCAUUGUAUAACAGUAUUGUGGCACAUCUUGAUAAACUUAAUAUUAUUAACCACAGACAGUUUGGUUUUCAAAAAGGGGUUUCCACAGAGCGUGCCACAUAUUCACUCACAAAUGUCGUCUUGGAGUCUAUUAAUAGUAAGAAGUUACCAGUUGGUGUCUUCUGUGAUAUUUCCAAGGCCUUUGAUUGUGUAAACCACAAGAUACUCUUGGAGAAGGCCUAUCAUUACGGAAUCAAAGGGCCUAUAGGUAACUGGCUAAAAUCAUAUCUUGAAGACAGGAAACAAAAGGUGGUUCUAAAUGGCUGCAACAAAGGAUCUUUGAAUCUAGUGGAUUCUGAAUGGGGCAAAAUACAGCAUGGAGUUCCCCAGGGAUCUGUCCUUGGACCCUUGCUGUUUUUA
Messenger RNA from Schistocerca cancellata (South American locust), 1816 nucleotides. Its product is annotated as intraflagellar transport protein 27 homolog. Gene Ontology annotation, molecular function: GTP binding; GTPase activity. Lineage: Eukaryota; Metazoa; Arthropoda; Insecta; Orthoptera; Acrididae. The record is from RefSeq and is a predicted model, not a curated record. The transcript is spliced from 4 exons. Gene Ontology annotation, cellular component: endosome; Golgi apparatus. The coding region runs from base 259 to 828 and encodes 189 amino acids.